UUAGCAUAUCUGAUUUGCAGUAGUUAAUGAUGAAUGGUUCAGUAAUGUACAUAUGCUUGUGUUUACUUCUAUUUCUGUGUGUGACAUCAUCCUUCAACAGACCGAGGAAGUCCAGAUCAAAAUCUAAGUACCCGGCAACACGUAGGCUCCUGCUGAAGACCAAACUUCUUAAGAAGGCAGAGAGUCUCCUUGUCAAAGAAAAAGAGCAGAAGAAAAUCGACCGAGACAAUGCUUUGAAUGAGAGAGUUCCUCCUCUAAAGCUCUCAGGACUCUCAGUAAAUGAGCUUCAGGAGCUUUGUAAAGAUUUGCACCAAAAGAUUGACAUUGUGGAUGAGGCUCGAUAUGACCUUUCGGUAAAAGUGGCCAGAAAUGAUUCAGAGAUUCAAACACUGCAGCAGAAGAUCUACGAGCUGAAGGGAAAAAUGAGCAGACCUAAACUGAAGAGAGUGAAGAAGUCGGCAGAUGACAAGUUGGGAGCCCUGACAGACAUCAAGCUCAUGAAGGCCGACUUCAAAGCCAACUUGAAGACAGUGAAGAAGGAGGAGGAAAAGAAAGAGGAGGUGACAGACUGGAGGAAGAAUGUGGAAGCCAUGUCUGGGAUGGAAGGCAGGAAGAAACUUUUCAAUGCCGGACAGUGAACCAACAACGACCUGUUGUGCUUUUACAAUAUUUAAUGUUUAAUGGGAAAAUAUUUGAUUCAUUAGAAAUAUUUCUCCUAAAGGACUCUGUAUGGAUUUCUCUUGAUGUGUUUUGUGUGUCUGUGUCUGUUUUUUGUGGUGAUUGUUGAAUAUUCCAAAAGGCAUUUAUGCCUUGUGUAGAGUAAUGAGUGUUGAUUUAAAGCUAAAUUAUGGGGCCUAUUACCAGGAGAGAUGGAUAAGAUGGAAAAACAACAUAAUAUUCCUAUCCUACCAACUAUGUAAAUAUUUGAUUCAUAUUCAGUGUGAUUAACCUGAAUAAAUUUACUCUGGUUUCCUCACCAAAUGUCUGUUGAUUUGAUCAUAUACCUGAAUAUGUUUAAAUCCGGUUAUAUUUAAACACACAGACAAACUCUUAGUUUUCGGUUUCCUCCUAAAUCCCAACUAAACAUGGCGAGAGGUAGAUUUAUUCUAAACUGCCACUGCACAUGAGAGUGUGAAUAUUCAUGCUUACUGUCCUGCUAUGAUAUAUUGUCAUAUCAUGAAUAUACUCCUGCUCACUACCAGUGUUCUCGGGAUAGUUUCCACAUCCAACACAUUUCUAUAUUAUAUACACCAUUCAGAAUUCAUCAAUAUCUUAACCUAUAAAUGUUUUAGUACACAUGUCAACAAAGUUAGAGUAUAUUGUCAUAUUGUAUACUGUCUAUUAAAUAUUUAUAGAUUA
Messenger RNA from Tachysurus vachellii, 1359 nucleotides. It is a transcript of the gene tnni4a, whose product is annotated as troponin I4a. The transcript is spliced from 6 exons. Bases 27 to 638 code for a protein of 203 amino acids. Lineage: Eukaryota; Metazoa; Chordata; Actinopteri; Siluriformes; Bagridae. Gene Ontology annotation, biological process: muscle contraction. Gene Ontology annotation, cellular component: troponin complex. The record is from RefSeq and is a predicted model, not a curated record.